AGCCACUGUGUGUAAAGCUGUGUAAUUUUAUCCACGCUGCACUCUCUUGAUUCACGCAAGGCUGAUACCUUGCCUCCCCCUUUCCUUUGUAUCAAUUGGUCGGAGUUCAGGCUAUUGUCACUGGAAGGUUCUUUUAGAUCUGUGCACGCUGUCGAUCAGCGAAAUCUCACGAUAGGCUCCUUGUAGGAUCCUGAACUUUUUACAGUCCACUGUAGGGAGAGCAAAGGAGACGAUAACCGCCAGGACGAGACCACACUGUUGUCAACGCACCGGCCCUAAUCGACCACGGCUUCACCAGAUCACUUCAGAUAAAGAGACGGCAGAGGAACACAUCUGCGUGCCAAUGUUUCGUGGGCAGGAUCAUUACGUUGUGCCACCACUACUGCAAAGGCAUACGCCAACUCUUUAAUGGGACCCCGGAGGCCAUUUCUAUCCAUUCUUGUCAGAAUCUUACGAUAUACAGCCAUGCCACAAUGGUUAUAAUUCAGUUCCUGUUGUUGCUGAGUUUCUUGGACCAAAGCAAGCAGGAUUAUCUGUCUCCGAGGCUUGCUAGGACUUCAGGGACGCCUUGUGCCAGGGGCCAGGCGUGUGACCCAAGGCAGCGGAGAGAUGCUGGGGGACGCGGUGGAGUCUACGAGCACCUCGGAGGAGCACCAAGAUGCAGAAAACUUUACUGUGCAACUAAAUAUCAUUUGCAAAUACACCCAAGCGGGAAAAUAGACGGUUCUCUUGAGGAAAACAACCAAUUUAGCAUCAUGGAGAUCACAGCAGUGGAUGUUGGAGUGGUAGCGAUAAAGGGGAUAUUUUCCGGGAGGUAUCUGGCCAUGAAUGAUAAAGGACGUCUAUACGCCUCGGAUGUGUUCAACCAGGAGUGUGAGUUCCUGGAGCGGAUUCAUGAGCUGGGCUACAACACAUAUGCUUCACGACACCACUCCACCCUGCAGCCCCCUGCAGUGGGUGGCAGUGGCAAACGACGAGCCAGUGCCAAGCGGCAGUGGUAUGUGUCCAUCAAUGGUAAAGGCCGGCCAAGGAGGGGCUUUAAGACACGCAGCACUGACAAAGCCUCCCUUUUCCUGCCUCGAGUGCUAGGCAAUAAGGACCACGAGAUGGUGCGAAAGCUCCGUGACAGCCAGAGGCCUCCAGCUGGACAGCAGAGUCCCACUAUGGGCCGGGCUGAGCACCGGAGACGGAGACACCGGGCCCGUGGCAGAAAGGGCAGAACCAAGAGGCCUGGUGACUGACUGUCACUCGCCACUGCCUGAGCAGUGGGCCCUAUUUCUCCGCUGAGGAGCACCAGUUCACGGCACAUGAAAAUGACCAAAAACGGACUUACUGAAACAUCUGUUUUUAGAAGGAGAAAAUGUCACUUGGAUCAGUCAGUGGCAGCAAGCUAUACUUCAUUGAACAAGCUCACGCCAUAAUCCUUGCUUGAGAUACAUGCAACUCGAACCAUCCCCCACAACUAUUGCAAUACCAACACAAGAUUUGCCUGGGAAUUUGAGUCAGGCACAUACAUCUAAAGUUAAAUCUACCACUACACAAGUAUGAAAGGAUGAUAGGUUUGGUGUUUGUUUUGUACAUACACGUGUGAAUGUGACUAAAGUCAACACAGCUGGAUAUCUUCUUACUGUCUUAUU
Messenger RNA from Oncorhynchus gorbuscha (pink salmon), 1637 nucleotides. Its product is annotated as fibroblast growth factor 3-like. Gene Ontology annotation, cellular component: cytoplasm. The transcript is spliced from 3 exons. Bases 474 to 1241 code for a protein of 255 amino acids. Gene Ontology annotation, molecular function: growth factor activity; fibroblast growth factor receptor binding. The record is from RefSeq and is a predicted model, not a curated record. Gene Ontology annotation, biological process: positive regulation of gene expression; cell differentiation; animal organ morphogenesis. NCBI's taxonomy places the organism in Eukaryota, Metazoa, Chordata, Actinopteri, Salmoniformes, Salmonidae.